This is a messenger RNA of Hipposideros armiger (great roundleaf bat), 3361 nucleotides long. RefSeq names its product solute carrier family 35 member G6 (gene SLC35G6). The coding region runs from base 1000 to 2016 and encodes 338 amino acids. The transcript is spliced from 2 exons. Gene Ontology annotation, cellular component: membrane. NCBI's taxonomy places the organism in Eukaryota, Metazoa, Chordata, Mammalia, Chiroptera, Hipposideridae. The record is from RefSeq and is a predicted model, not a curated record.
UAGCGCAGCCGACACCGACACAAGGCUCCGGGGUCGGACUUGGGGCUAGCGCGCCCGAAGGCCUUCGCCCCAACUGAUCCCGGGUGGGGAACGGCGCCGCGCUGGGCCGCCGGACGGGUGGGCUCCGAGCAGGGUGCACGCCUGGCUGCAGCACCCUCUCAAAAUCGCACGACCACUCUACUCUCUAGGAUGGGAUAACCCCUCCCCCCAUGCCCUUCACUCAGCGGUGCACACCGCCUUGAGCACGCAGACGCUCUCAGGGCGCAGACCCACAACAUGGCAGGCUCACAAUCAAGUCCCGUGAGACCCUAAGAGCCAGGCUCAGCACAUUAACAGGGCCAGCCCUGGACACAUACAUACAUACAUACAUACAUACACACACACCCUCUCCAGAAAUGCACAGGACCCCCACCAGGCCGCGGGCCAGGAAGGCCCCUAGUCCUACAGAAUAGGCACACAUAAAUGACUACCAGUGGAGAUGAACACACAGCUUGAUAUUUUGUCCCCACCGGAGGAACUAUCCACAUUUAUAUACUUGUCCAUAAAUGCAGAGGCCUUGGUGUGGGCCUCCUGGGACAGCACCAACAAAACACCAGGUGGAAGCAUACACAGAAGAAACACAUUCCUGAAACUCCAGAGGGACAGUCCCAGAGACUCCUCCCUGGUGUUCAAAAAUUCAAAACUCAGGAGACAGAAGAGCCAGCCCUCAGACUCCUUUUGGAAAAACCUUUCUGAAACAAAGACAUAAAUUAAUUUAAAACCAAAGAAAUCUCAUCACAGAACUAGCCAUAAAGAGAAAAAAGAAUCAGACAAACUGUGGAGUCAGGGAGACAUAGAUAUAAAGCAAGCAGAGCAGGCCAGUGAGAAAAUAGGCCCACCCCCACCUCAGGGAGGUUCCAGGGAAGAACCCCACCCCCACUCCAACCAGGUCACAAUGGCUGGAGCUCUGAAGGGCCCAGGCACCCUGAGCCAGGAGGAGAGGAAGAAGUCCAAGGAAAGAUGGCUGGCAGUCACCCCUACUUCAACCUGCCCGACUUCGCCCAGCCAUCGCCACCCUCUACUCCGCCCAGCCUCCCCUCGCUCCAGUGCUGCCAGCCCUCUGAUGCCACCAAGGGUCUGCUUGUGGCCCUGCUAGGUGGGGGCCUGACCGCUGGCUUUGUGGGCCCCUUCUCCCGUAUGGCUUACCAGACUUCCCACUUACCCUCACUGGAGCUGCUCAUCUGUCGAUGCCUCUUCCACCUUCCCAUUGCUCUGCUACUUAAACUGCGUGGUGACCCACUGUUGGGACCUCCUGAUGCCCGGGGCCGGGCCUGCCUCCACGCUCUACUCAACGUCCUCAGCAUUGGAUGUGCCUAUAGUGCUGUUCAGAUGGUGCCUGCUGGCAAUGCUGCCACCGUCCACAAAGGUUCUUCCACCAUCUGCUCUGCUCUCCUUGCCCUCUGCCUUGAGAGCCAGGGUCUCAGCGGCUAUGACUGGUGUGGCCUGUUGGGCAGCAUCCUGGGACUAAUCAUCAUUGUGGGACCUGGACUAGGGACACUGCAGGAGGGGACCACGGGCCUCUACACCGCCAUGGGUUAUGUGCUUGCUUUUCUGGGCGGACUAGCACUAUCGCUGGGGCUUCUGGUAUAUCGUUCCCUGAACUUCUCCUCCUGCCUGCUGACAGUGGCCUUCCUGUUUGGCUUGGUGGGGCUGGUGGGCUCCGUACCAGGCCUCUUUCUGCUGCAGACCCCUGUGCUGCCCAGUGAUCCUCUGAGUUGGAGCUGUGUCGGAGCAGUGGGGACCCUCACUCUGGUCUCCUUUGCGUGUGUGAGCUAUGCGGUCACCAAAGCUCACCCUGCCCUGGUGUGCGCUGUCCUGCACUCUGAGGUGGUGGUGGCCCUGAUACUGCAGUAUUAUGUGCUCUAUGAGACCGUGGCACCUUCUGACAUCAUGGGGGCAGCGGUUGUGUUGGGUAGCAUUGCCAUCAUCACUGCCAAGAACCUCAGCUGUGAGAGGGAAGCGCAGGUGGAGGAGUGAGAUCAUCUUGAGAGGCUGAGGGUUGGGGAGGGGGGCAGAAGUAAAUAGGAGAGAAUGGAAUACAAACAUGGGAGAACAAGUGACUGGAAAAGAACUGGUGUGGGAGAGGGACAGCCCUUGGAGUCAAGGGUAACUUGGUGGAUUUGGUGGAGGGGGACUGCCUACAAGAUCUGCAAUAAGCCUGGGGACCAAUAGAUGUGGAGUCCUGGCUGGGGCUUGGGGAUGAGGGCACAACUCAGGGGUGAGGUCUGAGGAGCAGAUGACAGCGGCUGGAGCAGGCAGGCCAUGAGCCUCUGGAGGAUUUUUCCCUCCACAUCAGAGAAGAGUAUUGGGGCUGGAGUGUUUGGCGCUUUCAGGCAAACAGAGCAAGCAGCUGCGCUGGGGGAAGGGAAUCUGCCUUUUUUUCCUUGAGUGAGGUUGUUGUUCCCCCCCUACCCCCAUCAACUUGGGGUGGCGAGGUGACAUUGACAUCAAACAAGGAUCACUCUGAAUGUGUCUGUGUAGUUGGUGUUAUCUCUGCUUUGGAAGGAUAGUGGAAGUCCUACCACGCAUAAUGGAGAUUACCUUGGGAUCCACCCCCUCCAUCUUAUUGCUGAAAUAAUCUAGAAGGGGGAGGAUUUCCAAACGUUCAGAUGCCUUGACCCUGAAUACUCCAGGGCCCGCCCCAUGGCUAAUCUGUUUUUCCUGGAUUGUUGUGGUCCCGUGAUCUUUCUCCCGGACAGCGGCCGGCAGCCAGCCUCCUUCCGGAGUAGGCCUCUGAGCUGAGGUCUCUUCGAACGGCUCAGGCCAGAGAUCCAGGACCAGAGUUCCGUACGGCGCUCCAUUAGAGGCCAGGAGAUGCCCAACCGUCCCAGGAGGCCGCUCGACAAACAUCAGCUACUUCCGGACAAGCACUAAGCCUCGCCAUCUUGAUCCGUGAAUGCAUAUUCAGCGCUAUUACUGCAUAUUCAUGACUAAGGACGGCCCCAGCACUCCCCACUCCGGGAACCCACUUGGGACUACCCGACUGACCCCGCCUCCCUCAUUACUAAUUCGCAGAACAGACCAUUUUCCAGCGAGGGGAGGAGGAUAUUAAUGACUUUUGCUGAAGAUUAAAACACACUCCACAUUAGAAUAAAAGCGGCCUGUAUUUACCCUCGAUCCUUCAAACCUUCAAAUCUUAAACCUCAGUACGGGAGAGAGCAGCGAUGGGAGGUGGCCAGAUAAAAAUUCCCCUCCCCCCCGUCAUUUCAAAAGGUCGCUCAAUGAGGGAGUCGAGGAGGGAGGAGCAACGACUCCAGCGCGCGCCCGUGCAGGCCGGCACAGGCGGCCCCGUAGCGCAAGGGAGGGCGGGAAAGGAAGGGGC